This is a messenger RNA of Ophidiomyces ophidiicola, 414 nucleotides long. RefSeq lists its product as uncharacterized. The transcript has a single exon. The coding region runs from base 1 to 414 and encodes 137 amino acids. The record is from RefSeq and is a predicted model, not a curated record. Lineage: Eukaryota; Fungi; Ascomycota; Eurotiomycetes; Onygenales; Onygenaceae.
AUGGCACAGCAAGAGAAUGCUGUUUGCUUGUUCUUGAAAAGCUGCUUCAGUUGUCUUCAGGGAUUUGCGCAAUAUUUUCUCCCCUUUCUCCAACCGAAGAAGGUGCGCUCAACCACGACUGAUCCAGUUUACCUAAACAAAUGGGCUAUGAAAAAGCUGCAGAUGGCUCUAAAAUCCGAUCCUACAGUCGAUCUACGGGAUUGUUUACCUUUAAAUUAUGAUUCAGUUAUGGGAGUCUUGUCUAGAGCCAGAGCAAAAAAAGAGCAAGAAGAUCAACCACCACCCCCUGAAUUUCGCACUAAAAUCGAUUAUGUUAAUAACGCUGAGGUGGUAUUUCCACUGUCUGACGAUGUCAUCGAACUCCUAUCGCGACAUUCUGAUGGAAAUAAGGAACUUGUGGGAGAGGAACUUUGA